Chrysoperla carnea is the source of this 1680-nucleotide messenger RNA. Its product is annotated as E3 ubiquitin-protein ligase SINAT4-like. Gene Ontology annotation, cellular component: cytoplasm. Lineage: Eukaryota; Metazoa; Arthropoda; Insecta; Neuroptera; Chrysopidae. The coding region runs from base 164 to 1012 and encodes 282 amino acids. The record is from RefSeq and is a predicted model, not a curated record. The transcript is spliced from 5 exons. Gene Ontology annotation, molecular function: ubiquitin conjugating enzyme binding; ubiquitin protein ligase activity. Gene Ontology annotation, biological process: proteasome-mediated ubiquitin-dependent protein catabolic process; multicellular organism development.
UAUGACUUAAAUUUAUUUUUUUUCUUUGAUUUAUUCAUUACACAAAUUUCAACCUGAUGGUCAGAUGGUUAGAAAAAUAUUUGCUAACGAAUGCAAAUAAUUAGUUAUUGAAAAACAAAUUGGUUCAAACUUGCUUUAAUAAAUUCUUUUAUUAUUUUAAAUAAUGGCUGUGUACACCGUUUCUGCGGAUUGGGGCUGGCCCGAAAUGGAAGAAGUUUUACAAUGCCCAAUUUGUUUUGAAUUACCAUGCGGGCCUGUAUUAAUGUGCGUAAAGGGACAUCAUAUUUGCUCACCAUGCCGAAAGAAAGUUCAUAAUUGUCCGUUAUGUAAAGAAUCUUUUGCUGCUACAAGAAAUUUUGCUGUUGAAGAAUUAUUAGCCAACAUUUCAGUGAUAAAGAAUAUAAUGACCCUAGCAAAUAUUCAAAUAAAAACACCUUGUGGUAAACCUAGUGCACAACAGAACGCUAACAGCACUCCAAAACCAAUGCCAACACGACAACUAUCUAAAGUCGAACCUCCAGUUCAAUCUCGGGGUGAAUUUCCUUGUGUAUUUUGUACUCCAGCCAAAGUGUACCCAGUCUCACGUAUUCUAAUUCAUCUCCGAUAUGCACAUGCAGAUGAACUUUCGGAGGUUUCAUCUGAAAACCAACGUGCCAAUUUUCAAGUUCAAUUUAAACAUCAAUCAAAAAAUAGUAAUGAGUAUGGAACAUUUAAGCAUCGUGCCGUAAAAAUUGAUAAAUUGGGACUCUUCUAUAUAAGUUAUGGAAUAAUGAAUGAUAAACCACAUGUUUUUUUGAGAAUGGUUGCUCGAACAAAAGAUUCCCAAAAAUAUAUGUAUUCUCUAAAAGUAAACGAUGCAUUACAUUCAAAUAAAGCUGUAUGCUGCCGGGAACCAUUAAAACAAUUGGUUGUUAAAGGAGAUUGCUUAGUAUUGAACUCGAAUUAUGUUAUAAAUAGAAAUAGAUCUUUUGCUGUAAAUGUAACAGUUUGUCGUGAUAGUUCUGAAGAUUAAUCAUAUUUAGAAUAAGUACUAUGUUUUUAGUUAUAAAAUUUUACUUAUAUUGAUGCCAAUCAUAGUUAAAAAAAAGUUUUUACGAAGUAAUUGUUAAUUAAAAUUACACCUUCGUGUUUGUAGCAGAAAUAUACCAGCGAAAAUAAUUUUAUUUGCUAAUAUAAUUUUAGCUAACUAUUUAUUGAUGAUGAAGCUGGCCUUUGUUUAUUGGGGUGGUUUUGUCCAUCAAAAAAAGCGAUAAUCAUUAAUGAUAGCUUCAAUAACAUUUACAGUUUUAUUUCAAUUUUCCAUAAAGCAUUCUGAUGAAAGAGUGAAUUGCUUUUUGAACUAUUGAAAUAGGUUUGCUACAACAUAUGCCUCAACUGUGCCAACAGAUUUCUUUAAGUUCUCAAUCCAGAAUGUUAUUGAAGGCAUUUGUUAUAGCUAUCGUUAUUGUAAAUUAACAAAAAACCAUUUUUCGAGGGGUUUUAUCAAUUUACAACUUUUAAGUAUAGAAGGAAGGCUACUUGUAUUAGAGCCCAAUUCUAAAAUGAGAUAGAUAUAUAUGUUAAUUUCUAUCAUUUAUAUUAAUAAUAAAAUAUUCAGAUGGUUUAGAUAGAGCAUUUUCUCUAGUUACACCUAUAUUCAAUAAUCGAUUUUAAUUCACUUGACGACAUUCUAUAAAUUUC